GUGUUUUUCCAUUAUUUUCUAGUGAUAUGUUAAGGCAAUGUUACAUUUUUAGUCAAGCUUUUUUGGGUUUUUUUUUUUCCCCUAGAUUGUUAAUCUUUUGUGUGUGGCAGGAAGAAUGACACUUGAGCGAAAGAUUUGAUCUUCGAAAGGGUUUUGGUUCAGGGUUUUGUGAUUUUGGGAAAAGAUGGCAGCUUUGAGCAGUUUAGGGAUUGGGCUCAGCCUUUUAUCUGGUUGCCUGAUACUGGCUUUAAUUGCUGAGCUCUUCUACUUGUUCUGGUGGAAGAAGAGGGCUGCGAAUAGGGAGAGAGAAGAAAACUACAGAAGCCCAGCAAGAGAGCUUCUUUGCUUUUUAUGCUGGAGAAAAGCAUCUUCUUUGAGUUCAGCUGCUCUCAAACCUCAAGAAAUAUGCAGUUCUGCGAACUUCACUAGUGGAUCUGAUGAUGUUCAUCUCCAUUCCAGCUCCUGCAAGAAUUUCCUGAGACCUUUUGGGGCAGAAGGAGAAAGUCUGGAUGUUGAGCUGAUGAGGCUGCAUAGCCUCUCUGGUCCUCCAAGGUUUCUUUUCACCAUUAAGGAGGAGACGAAGGAAGACUUGGAAUCUGAGAAUGGAAGGAGCAGGAAGGGUUCAAGAGGAGGGAGUUUGAGUGAUUUGCUUUUCCCUUCUGUGACUCCAUUUCUAACCCCUCUUUCAUCUUCGCCUUUCUUCACUCCACCCUUAACCCCUUCGGAUUGUUACAGUCACCAUGGACUCAAUCCCCUCUUCAAGCCCCCAAAAAAUGAUGAUUUGAGCAUAAGAAUCAGGUCCUCACCUCCUCCAAAGUUCAAGUUCUUGAAAGAUGCUGAAGAGAAGCUUUAUAGGAAGACGCUCAUGGAGGAAGCUCUUAAGGCUCAUAGAAGUUAUCUUGUUCAGAAUGUUGCAAAGAUGGAGAAUUUUUCUGUUCCUGCUCAUUCUCCUGUUGCUGCUGCUGGGAUUAAUUCUUUCCCUUCUCCUUCAGAUGAGAAUGAUGGGUCUGUUAUCACCAUUGUGUUUGGUAAGAACUUAGAUAAAGAGCACCAACAUCUUCGCAAUUCAAGUUCCUCAUAGGUGAAUCCAUUGUCUUCCCCUCCUAUCAUUUAGAUCCAUUAAGUGACAGCAAAAUGGCAUGUUUUAUGUAGCAUGCUGGUCACUCUUGUUUUAUGUAGCAUUACAUUUGUGUUAUGCUGUGGUUUCGUUUGGGAGUGGUUUCUUCCUGUUUUUUCAAGUAGCUUUUUAGCACAAUUUUUUUUUUUAAACCUACUUUGAAAAAUAAUAAGAAAGCGCUCCUAAGCAAAACCUAUAUAGUGUUCA
Molecule: messenger RNA, 1324 nt
Organism: Dendrobium catenatum
Lineage: Eukaryota; Viridiplantae; Streptophyta; Magnoliopsida; Asparagales; Orchidaceae
Exons: 1
Coding region: 185-1081 (298 amino acids)
Source: RefSeq, a predicted model, not a curated record